AUGGGAGCGGAGGAGCCGGACCGGGCAGUGGGAGGCUUGUCAUUAUUGGGACCAGAAUUUCAACAAGCCGCGGCCGUUCGAUGUGUGCCUCCUGAUGCAGAUGUGGAGACGGAGCAGGGGAGCUGGGGUUCAGAAGCUGGAGGGGAUGCAGCAGGAGAUGGAGAUGAGAUGGCAACUUUCACCGCGCUCAGAAUUCCUCUGCGCGGUGAGCCAGUGAUCAGAGGCAGGAACCAGAACCACAGCCAGACAUCGGUCAAUCUCGGAUCCCCUCCUCUGGAGCACUCCACUCCCCGAGCCUCUCUUCCGAGUGCGCCAAUAUCCGCUGGCCACAAUCAACACCUCCGCACCGCCCACCGCCCCUCGCAGCGAGGUGGAGCCAUCACUCAACUUCAGUCUGUGGCUUCGCUUAUCUCUGGCAGCGCGCUUCCCUCCCCCAAUCUGGCUCAUCCGGCACUUCCACCGUCCACCUUCCACCUUCCCCUGCCCCGUCACUGGCUGUUGUCUUUACACCUUGCUCGUUUUUGUGGCCAUGGUCUCGUGUCGAAUGGAUCCCAACUUGGCCAAGACCAAGUCGGAGUGCAGCCCAAGAAUAUGGCCAAGUCGUUGGUGUUGUCGUCGGCUAAGGGCGUUAACUGGGUUAAACGCUCGUUGACAGUUUUAUGCCACAACCCAAGCGAGAUGCAACUACAGCUACGGUCAAUGACAAAGCGGCGUGUCAGCAUGAUGAAGACGACGACCGGCUACCUGGCGCUGAUGGGCCUGGUGCUUCUCCUACUGGUGGACAGCUCGGUGGCGGCACGCAAGCUGCUGCCCAAGCGGCCGGUGAAACCGUUGAAGACAUUUCCGCGCAACAAUGCCACACCGAUACCAGCAACGGGAGCGGGAUCGGUGGCCGGAUCGGGAUCGAUUCUGAACGGAAGCGAGCUACCGAAACCGUUGACGCUGCAGUCUGGCGGCGAGCCAGCGGAAGCGAUUGUCGCCUCGCCAGCAGCAGCUGGAACAGCAGCACCGAUACCCGUUGUGCCAGCUUCACCAGGUUCUCCACCUGCUGCUGCCGGUGCUGCGGCUGCUGCUUCUCCAGAAACCAAAGCCGAUGAGCUAUCGGUGGGCACCCCUUCAUCGAGCUCCUCGGCGGACGAUGAGUGCGAACCGGAUAUGAUCGGCUUUGAGCUUAUAACAGGGUACGUGCUAUCGGCGCCAUCGAGGCAAUUGGAAACGCUGCCCGGCACCCUCAUGCUGACCGACUGCCUGGAGGCCUGCCAGGCCAAUGAAUCUUGCAGUGCGGUUAAUUACGAGACAGGACUGUGCGUCAUGUUCCGCAGCACCGCCGAUCAGUUGCCAGGUUCACUUUCGCGCUCACAGUAUCCCGUCUUCACCGUUUACGCUCAGAAAUCCUGCUUCGGAGUGAGACCCUGCUCGAAGGCCUGGUGCAUUGAUCGCGUCCAGGGCUACCGGCUGCCGGAGCGGGCCAAGGCCAGCCAGAGCGUGGCAACGCGACGGGAUUGCAUCGAACUGUGCCUGGGCGAAACGGAGUUCACCUGCCGAUCUGCCAACUACUAUGCGCACUCUGGCCUGUGCGAGCUCUCGGACAUGGAUCGCAUUACGCUGUCGGAUGAGGCAAACAUUGCGGCCUACGAUGGCGCCGACUACCUGGAGAACAACUGCGCCGAGGAGCCCAGCAAGCUGUGCGAGUUCAAGCGCGUCGCGGGUCGCAUUCUGAAGACGGUGGACUCGGUGCACCAGAACGUGCAGAGCCUGGACGAGUGCCGUGACCUCUGCCUAACGGCUCCGUUCCGGUGCCACUCCUACGACUACAAUGAGACCGGGGAGUUGGUCUGCCGGCUGUCCCACCACAGUCGCGCCACCCUGACGGAUCUCUCGGAGCCGUAUCUGAGCAUCGAGGAGGCGGCCACCUAUGAACAGUCCGCUUGCUACAAUGUUUCCAUCGAUUGCCGUUCCGGCGAAAUGGUGACCAAGAUCCGUACAUCCAAGCUGUUCGAUGGCAAGGUCUAUGCCAAGGGAGCACCGAAAUCCUGUGCCGUGAAUGUGAACAACUCGUUGGAGUUUGAUCUGCGAAUGCGUUACAAUGAUCUGGAGUGCAAUGUCCGACAGAGUGCGUAUGGCAGGUAUAUGAACGAUAUUGUGAUCCAACAUCAUGACAUGAUUGUCACUUCAUCGGAUCUGGGGCUAGCAGUCUCCUGCCAAUAUGAUUUGACCAAUAAGACGGUGGUGAACAAUGUAGAUCUGGGCGUUACCGGGGAGAUCGAGUCGACGCUGAGCGAGGAGAUCAUUGUGGAUUCGCCGAACGUCAUAAUGAAGAUCACCGCACGUGAUGGCAGCGACAUGAAGCGCAUCGCCGAGGUUGGCGAUCCGCUGGCAUUGCGCUUUGAGAUCGUCGACGCGAACAGCCCGUACGAGAUCUUCGUCAGGGAACUGGUGGCCAUGGAUGGGACGGACAGCGCCGAAAUCACACUGAUCGAUGCCAACGGCUGUCCCACGGACCAGUACAUAAUGAGUGCCAUGCAAAAGCUGGCCAGCAAUCGCAAGGUGCUGCUCUCACAGUUCGACGCCUUCAAGUUCCCCUCCUCGGAGCUGGUGCAGUUCCGCGCCUUGGUCACGCCCUGCAUACCGCGCUGCGAACCUGUUAUCUGCGACAACGAUGAGAACGGCGAGCUCAAGUCGCUGCCGUCCUACGGUCGUCGCAAGCGUUCGGUGCUCAACGGCACUGAUGGCGUUGAGCUGGCCAUUAAGUCGGAACGCCAAAAACGUGAUGUGAGUCAUCAGGCGGCCGGCGAUGAGAACAUUCUGCUGGUGCAAUCGAUACAAAUCACCGAUAAGUUCGCCUUCAAUGGCGCCGAUGGAGGUGCAGGCGCUGGAGGACUCGAGGACGGGCUGGCCAAAUUGCAACUGGAGCUGGGCAACAAGUCGGACACUUGCAUAAACGGUUAUGGCUUCAUAAUUGCCGGUGCCCUGUUCCUCCUGCUCCAACUGACGGUCAUCGCUGUCUGGGACAAUAUGCAGAAGCGCGCGUUACACAAGCGAUAA
Drosophila serrata is the source of this 3045-nucleotide messenger RNA. It is a transcript of the gene mey, whose product is annotated as morpheyus. Gene Ontology annotation, biological process: anatomical structure morphogenesis. Lineage: Eukaryota; Metazoa; Arthropoda; Insecta; Diptera; Drosophilidae. The record is from RefSeq and is a predicted model, not a curated record.